AUGCCUGCUCCAUAUAAGCGUAAGAAACACUCUGGGAAGAGACCGGAAGAUAGCCAUGACGCUAAAAGACCAAAACAGAAACAUGGAAGACAGGAGAUGAGAACAAUUACGAGGACAGCGAGAAGAGUACGUCGCGAUGAGGAAGGUGAAGAAGAUGAGCAGGUUGAAGAAAAUGUGAACGAAGAGUUGGAAAGUCAAGAUGACGACAUAGAAGAUGGGGGUGACAUUGAUGAUGAUAAGGGUAAGGCGUACGAUGCGUUGUUGACGUUAUUAAGUGGCGAUCACCAGGAAGACACCAAGAAAAACACCAGCGUACGAGCAGAACCAGAGCAGACGCAAGAGAGCGAAAGUGAAAGCGACGAAGAUUCGGGGGACGAUGAAAUUGCAGGUGCUAACGUGGAUGAUGACAAAGAUGUCGACGAAGAGGGACCUGAAGAGGACGAUGGAGAUGACGAUCAGCAGGACCCAUUCGAAGUUCAUUUCAACCAGGUGAGCGAUACAUUUAUAGAGGAACAAGAAAAAGUGUUGAAAGACAAGCCUAAAUGGACAUUUGCUGAUAAAAAAAGCAUGGAAGAUGCGGGAUAUACUUAUACGUUCCAGGUUCCGCCUAAUCCUAUAAAGACAGGGGGAAAGGUUAAAGGCCAAAGUGUGAAUAAUUAUAGCAUUAAACAGAGACUUGUGAGUCCAUUCGAGAAGCAGCAUCCAGAGUCUCUUAAUGAGUUGGAAGGUGUCUUGUUGGAUUCAAUGGUGAAGUAUCAGGAUAUUAAUUAUGUGUACAAAACAUUCGACAACGAGUCGUACAAGAAACUUUAUGUUUUGCAUGCAUUGAAUCAUAUAUUUAAGACAAGAGACCGUAUAUUGAAAAAUAAUAAUAAGUUGCAUUCAUAUCAGGAGUCAAUGAAGAAGGGAAAGACUAAUAUUGAAGAACCUGAGCUUAGAGAUCAAGGUUUCACUCGUCCAAAGGUGUUGAUCUUGCUUCCUACCAGAAAUGCGUGCUAUGAAAUUGUUGAAUUGUUGAUUAAAUUAUGUGGUUCUGAACAGCAGGAAAACAGGAAGAAGUUCAAUAAACAGUUUUCCAGUAAGGAAACCCCCCCAGACUCAAAACCGGAAGAUUUUAAACAUUCAUUCAAAGGAAACAAUAAUGAUUUUUUCUGUAUUGGGGUGAAAUUCACCAGAAAAUCACUUAAACUUUAUUCCUCAUUCUAUUCGUCCGAUAUCAUAAUAGCAUCGCCUAUCGGACUCUCUAUGAUAUUGGAAAAUCCAGAUAAGAAGAAGAGACAAUAUGAUUUCUUAUCGUCUAUUGAGGUAUUAGUUGUGGACAGAGCUAAUCAGAUUGAAAUGCAAAAUUGGGAUCAUGUCAAUACAGUGUUCAAAUAUUUAAACAAAAUUCCUAAGGACUUUCACGACGCAGACUUUUCUAGAAUUAGAAUGUGGUCUAUUAACGACCAAGCUAAUUUAUUAAGACAGAAUUUGGUUUUCAGCGAGUUCUCCACUCCAAAUAUCAAUAAUAUUGUAAGCUCAAAGUCACUGAAUUUGUCAGGGAAACUUCGUUUCAAGCCAGUAACCACGUCUAAGAAUUGUAUCAUGAACUCAAUUGGAUUAAAAUUAAAGCAAAUAUUCCAAAGAUUUGAAAGUAACUCUCCUAUGACUGAUCCAGAAUCAAGAUUUAAGUUCUUUAUUAACUCUGUUCUUCCAUCGUUGACGAGGUCCACCUCGUAUGACGACGGUUUGUUGAUUUUCAUUCCUUCGUACUAUGACUAUUUAAGAAUCAAGAAUUACAUGAAAACAUCAACCAAAUUCACAUUUGCUUCAAUAGACGAAUAUACUUCCCAAUCCAAGUUAUCCAGGAAUAGACAACAAUUUGCAUCAGGAAAAAUCAAGAUUAUGCUUUAUACUGAGAGAUUGCACCACUUCCGUAGAUUUGAAAUCAAUGGUGUUAAGAACCUCUUGAUGUAUGGCCUCCCUUCUAAUCCAAUAUUUUACAAAGAGUUGGUCAGGUUCAUUGGUAAAUCUGUGUUCAGAGAAAUUGCCGAUUUGGACUUGUCAUUUAUCAAAAUCCUCUAUUCGAAAUGGGACGCUGUGGCCCUCGAAAGAAUUGUUGGUAAUGAAAGGGCACCCGUAUUAUGCAACUCUGUCAAUGAAAUGUAUGAAUUCAGAUAA
Messenger RNA from Debaryomyces hansenii CBS767, 2160 nucleotides. Its product is annotated as rRNA-binding ribosome biosynthesis protein. NCBI's taxonomy places the organism in Eukaryota, Fungi, Ascomycota, Pichiomycetes, Serinales, Debaryomycetaceae. The record is from RefSeq and is a predicted model, not a curated record. Gene Ontology annotation, biological process: maturation of SSU-rRNA from tricistronic rRNA transcript (SSU-rRNA, 5.8S rRNA, LSU-rRNA). Gene Ontology annotation, molecular function: rRNA binding; U3 snoRNA binding. Bases 1 to 2160 code for a protein of 719 amino acids. Gene Ontology annotation, cellular component: small-subunit processome; nucleolus. The transcript has a single exon.